Messenger RNA from Psammomys obesus (fat sand rat), 12832 nucleotides. RefSeq names its product gigaxonin (gene Gan). The transcript has 11 exons. Gene Ontology annotation, molecular function: protein binding. Lineage: Eukaryota; Metazoa; Chordata; Mammalia; Rodentia; Muridae. Bases 154 to 1947 code for a protein of 597 amino acids. Gene Ontology annotation, biological process: cytoskeleton organization. The record is from RefSeq and is a predicted model, not a curated record.
GAUGGCGCAGGCGCGUUGCUGGACUCCCAGCUCUGACUACAGAGCUUCACCGAGUCCGGACGGGCGGACGCACGGAGCGGCCGGCGGGGACGCGCGCGGGAUUCGGGCGGGCGAGCGGGCCGGCCGGGUGGCGGCGGAGGAGCGGGAGGCGCGAUGGCCGAGGGCAGCGCUGUGUCCGACCCUCAGCACGCCGCGCGCUUGCUGCGGGCGCUCAGCUCGUUCCGGGAGGAGGCGCGUUUCUGCGACGCGCACCUAGUCCUCGACGGCGAGGAGAUCCCCGUGCAGAAGAACAUCCUGGCGGCGGCCAGCCCGUACAUCAGGACAAAGUUAAACUAUAAUCCUCCAAAAGAUGACGGAUCCACUUAUAAGAUUGAACUUGAAGGGAUAUCGGUAAUGGUUAUGAGAGAGAUCCUGGAUUACAUCUUCAGUGGGCAGAUCAGGCUAAAUGAAGAUACGAUCCAGGAUGUCGUACAGGCGGCCGACCUGCUGCUGCUGACGGACCUUAAAACCUUGUGCUGUGAGUUCUUGGAGGGCUGCAUUGCCGCCGAGAACUGCAUCGGCAUCCGAGACUUUGCCCUGCACUAUUGUCUGCACCACGUGCACUACCUGGCCACCGAGUACCUGGAGACUCACUUCCGGGAUGUCAGCAGCACAGAGGAGUUCCUGGAGCUGAGUCCACAGAAGCUCAAAGAAGUGAUCUCUCUUGAGAAGCUGAAUGUUGGCAAUGAACGAUACGUGUUUGAGGCAGUGAUUCGGUGGAUAGCACAUGAUGUAGAGAUGAGAAAGGUCCACAUGAAGGACGUCAUGUCAGCACUGUGGGUUUCAGGGCUGGACUCCAGCUACCUUCGGGAGCAGAUGCUGAAUGAGCCCUUGGUACGAGAAAUCGUCAAAGAGUGCAGCAACAUCCCGCUCAGCCAGCCGCAGCAGGGGGAGGCCAUGCUGGCCAGCUUCAAGCCAAGGGGCUACUCAGAGUGCAUAGUGACCAUUGGAGGGGAAGAAAGAGUUUCACGGAAACCCACGGCCGCCAUGCGAUGUAUGUGCCCGCUCUACGACCCCAAUCGGCAGCUGUGGAUUGAACUGGCUCCUCUGAGCAUGCCAAGAAUUAACCACGGUGUUCUGUCAGCAGAAGGAUUUUUGUUUGUGUUGGGGGGCCAAGAUGAAAAUAAGCAGACACUGAGCUCGGGAGAGAAGUACGACCCAGACGCCAAUGCAUGGACCCCACUGCCACCCAUGAAUGAGGCGAGGCACAACUUUGGGAUCGUGGAGAUAGAUGGGAUGCUGUACAUCCUUGGAGGGGAGGAUGGCGACCGGGAGCUGAUCUCCAUGGAGUGUUAUGAUAUUUAUUCAAAAACCUGGACGAAGCAGCCCGACUUGACCAUGGUUAGAAAGAUUGGCUGCUAUGCAGCUAUGAAAAAGAAAAUCUAUGCCAUGGGUGGAGGAUCCUACGGAAAACUGUUUGAGUCUGUGGAGUGUUACGAUCCACGGACCCAGCAAUGGACUGCCAUAUGUCCCCUGAAAGAGAGAAGGUUUGGAGCAGUGGCCUGCGGUGUCGCCAUGGAGCUGUAUGUAUUUGGAGGAGUCAGGAGUCGAGAGGACAUCCAGGGCAGCGAGAUGGUCACCUGCAAGUCUGAGUUCUAUCAUGACGAGUUUAAGAGGUGGAUCUAUCUGAACGAUCAGAACCUGUGUAUCCCUGCCAGUUCAUCCUUCGUCUACGGAGCUGUCCCCAUCGGAGCCAGUAUUUAUGUUAUCGGAGACCUAGACACAGGUACCAACUAUGACUACGUGCGGGAGUUCAAGAGAAGCACGGGCACCUGGCACCAUACGAAGCCUCUCCUGCCCUCCGACCUCCGGCGCACAGGAUGCGCAGCCCUGCGCAUAGCCAACUGCAAGCUCUUCCGCCUGCAGCUGCAGCAAGGCUUGUUCCGCAUCCGGGUCCAUUCCCCUUGAAGAGGAAGAGGAGCCAAAAGCGAGAUCCCGCCCCAAGCGCAUCACGUGGCUGGACGUCAGCAAGCGCAGAGAAGUAGCCCCAUUUUGCUGUGUGCUGGGCUUCAGUAUGGUUACUCUUCGGUGGUUUUUUAAUGCUUAGAGGCUCAGGCUUCUGCUCUUGUUUGGAGACCGUGUAACUGUUGAAAAACUACCCGGGAGGAAUCAGUUCUCCAGCCUGAUGCGUCUGUAAACCGAGGCUAGAGAAUGUCAAAAGGAGGAGGGAGUGGGGGUUGGUAUCAUGUGAAAUAUCAAAGGUAAAACCCUAAGGUGCGUUUUCCCAGAAGGGGAGCUCUUAUCCGACCGACUGUGCGUUCCAGUGUGUGUGGCUGUGGUAAACAACAGAAUCCAUAUAUGCAAGCCAACAUGCCCGGGGUACACAGCUAUCCUCGUCCGGCCUGUGGAGGCUGCUAACGCCUAGCCUCACCCACCAAUUGAGGUUGCGCCAGUUAGUUCCCAUUUAUUACUAGCGCUCUGUCUUAAGACUCUUUAAAAAACUAAGUUGUGAUGAAUUGAAACUAAGGUAACACUCAUAAAACUAUUUAUCUUAGUAAAAAUUCAGUCACCCAAGGAGUUCAAGUCUGCAGCCAGCCCUUGUGUGAGCUUAAAGGAAUUGCUCUGUAAACGGUCCUGUGUCACACCAAGACAGUUCUGGGGUGGUGCUGUCAGACUGGGAGGGAACUUAGUCGUACCAUUUUUUUUCUUUCCACCAGGAAGAACAAAACCAUUUUCUAGCCACCAGGGCAUCAGUGCAGAGGAGACUUAAGACAGAGUCGGGCAAUGAUAGAGCUCUGUUGCAAAUAAAAACAGUGAAACAUUAAAAAAAAAGAAAAGAAAGAAAGGAAGAAAGAAAGAAAGAAAGAAAGAAAGAAAGAAAAGAAAGAAAGCUGUCCAGAUAACGUGCAUAGGGAUCAAAAAGCAUCUCCAUAUAAUCUGUCUGAAAGCACACUCCGUCCUGUUUACUGCUGCUUAGAGUUACAGACUUGUCUUUGAAUGCAGGUGUAUGUAGGAUCUUGUCUUUGUAACAGGCUGCUCGCAAUGCCCUUCACUGGUAGAAGUUUUGGAUGAAUUUCACUCCCAGAAAUGUUUGGCUGGUAGAAUAAACUACCUCAACUUAAUUUCAUUCUGUUCCCUCUAGCACCCUCUUUUCCCCUCCUUCCCCAUCACUCACCCCCACAUUCACGCAACUCUCCUCUUCCCAUUAGUAAAAAGAAUUCCUUAGUAAGUGGAAUUUAUCCUGUGAGAUAUUUUGUUCUCCAUUGAGAUUAUGCCACCUUGGUGUGAAAUCAGGGACUUGAGCACACUCUUAGUGUGAGCUGUAUGCAAUAUCAAGUUUCUAGUUAACUUGAUAGAGAGUUCCUCAUUUCUAAUUGUUCUCUUGAAGUUUCUUUCUCUUAGAUAUGGCACAAGAGGCAACAUUGUAUCUUAGUGAUUGCUAAAUGUAUAAGUACAUCCUUUGGUUAUAAAUUGGAGAGCAGGAAUUUCUUCUAGAAACUUCCUAUGUGAGAUGUUUAUAUGCAAUUAAAAUGCAUAUAAAACAUCAAUCCUAUUUUCCCACCCAUGGACCUGGAAAUGGGUGGCCGAUGCAUUUCCACCUACCCUGAGUCAUCAGCAUUAAAAAAAAAAAAAAAAAGUUGCUAAAAAGAGGCCAGGAUGAGUGUAAGAAGGACUGAGACUGGCUUUGUAACUCUGCUGUGGCCAGAAGCAACUUGGCAAGAGAAGGUCUAAGGAUUUUAUCCUUUGCAAUAGGGCAGAUGUGCCACACAUACAUGCCAUCCGAUCAAGUUCAAUGUCAGCCAAAGCCAGGCUUGGAUUGUGUUGCAUCAGCCACAUGGUGUGUUUCUGCAUUGGGAAGUUUUCCAUCAAAGAAGCUACUGCAGAAAAAGUACUUUCUGUUGUUGCUGAGAUGGUGGCUCUGUGAAAUACCUGCGCAGGACAGAGCCAUGACCUGCUGGAACAGAGAGAAACCGUUAUCCAGGACAGCUGUGGUACUGCUCUGUUUUGGUUGGUUGGUAUUUGUUCGUUUGUUGUUUUUAACUCCUGAAUUUAAAGUUCUUUUAAACCUGCUUCAGGCCUCUCCAAGGAGACAGUUUAGAGUGAUGGGUCUGAUAGCCAGUGCCUGUUGACUUGGUCAGCUCACUUUAAAAAAACAAACAAAAGAACAGGCUUUUCAAUUCAGUUUAUUGACACUGUAGCUGCAGAAAUUAAUAUUUCAUAAAAUAAAUUUGCAACUUAAUAUGGGAUGCAAUAUUAACAAAAGCUGCUAAGUGCCAAACUGUUAUUUUGUGUGUGUGUGUGUGUGUGUGUGUGUGUGUGUGUGUGUGUGUGUAUUAAAGAGUAGGGCUGUAUUUAAUUUUAUUUUGAUGUUUCAACGUCAGUCCUCUUCGUAGCUACUCCAGACUUUUAGUGUUAUGAACUGCUCCUAGCUCCCUUCAUGGAGUCUUGUUUUACUAGUCCAUCAGUGUCUUGGAGUCUGAGUGGUUCCUCCCUCCUGUGCUCUUUGACCAGAUAUAUGUUGCAUUUGGCAACUGAGGCUAGAUCUUAAAAUGUAAAACACAUACAUGUUUGGGGAAGUGCGAUUUCUUUUUCCUGGAAGGUGGUCUCUUAGACUACAGUAGGUGCAUCAAGGCACUCUCCUAGGCUAGAGGCUAAAGUAGGUUUGUUGUUUGUUUGUUUUUUGUUUUUCUGACAUAUCUAAACAUAGAUUUUUCAAAGAUAUAAGUGCUUAAUUUAAAAUGAAGUGUUUAUUUUUAAUCUCAAGAAUGUGUAUGCCCUGUGAGAAGAAAAAGUGUGACAGCUGUGUGUAUGCGUGCUGUCCCACGUGACUUGACAUGUCUGUCUGUAGAUGUUUACUUUUGAACUGUAGUCACAGGCUACAUGCACUACUGUCUCCUGGUGCUUCAGAUAAACCCUGGAAUCUGUUGACCUUCAGUCCCACGGCUGUGCCAGGCACAUGUUGCGUGUAAAAGUGGAACUGCCUGUUGACAGUGGUCAGUUUUGCUAGGUUUGCAUCUCUCUUCCUUAGCAGGGUUUAAAAUGCCAUAACCAGCUAGCAGGCGGCCCUGGAAAGGGCUGCUCUGGGGUUGGACAUGGCUGCUUUGAGGAGUCACGGCUGGACUUUUCAUACCACGCAGCAACCAAAAAGCCUGCAGGGCUGUGCCUGAAUCUUGUUUGUGCUGGAGCCAAGUGCUCUGUUACAUCUCAGUGCUGCUGAUGCUACUCUGAUCUCUAGUGGCUUGAAAGUGUCAUUUUAGUCUUUAUAAGUGGGAGGAGCUGCCCAUCGGCAGUGUCUCGGAAACGCAUUCUUUCUGUGGAGGUGGUGAUGUCCUCUAUGGAGGUAAGAAUGUUCUUGCCGUGGUAUAUAGGAGCCUGAUGCUGCCGGUCAGGUGUCUAGGGACACAGCUAGCUCUCCUUAGAGGCACUGCUUAGCCUCUCCUUCCCAGUGCACCACACCAGGGGUCCCAGAGGCCUCCAGAGAGUAUGAUAACUCUGCAGUGCUGUCUUCCAGAAAGCUGGCUUUCCUGCUUGCACAGUCCUCCUGUGACCUGGUGAAGGCAUUGGGUGCUCUGGGAAGGAGUGAGGUGACUUUCACUGUAAGUACUUCGAGGCACCAGAACUGCCUGAGAAGCACCCAGUGGGAAGAGCAAGACUUCUUUCUUACAGUUUCAUUGCGUUAGCCGAGAGAGCACUGAGGAAGCCAGAGAUGGUGAGGCGUGACAGGCCUGCCCUGAGACACACAGCAAAUACUGAGUGCCUCCCAAGAAUUGUGCUUGUAUUUCUGGGAACCGCACAAGGAAGCAGUUGGGACACAGCCCUCCCUCUCCACCUUACGAAGUAAGUGGAGCUUGAGUGAGGACCCUAUGUUGUAUGAGCUGACCUGGGUGCAAAUAAGCAUUGGGCCACGGCAUCCCAACCUUCACUGUGAUGCUUUUCACUGGCCAGAGGGCUCCCAUCAGUUCUGCUGGAUUUUAUAUGGGAAGCGGUGUGCGCGGGUGGGCUGGCCUGUAGAGCAAGGACCUAGGACAGAAUCAAACAUUCCAAGUGCCUCAUGUACCCAGCUUACGCCUGUGUCUCCUAAGUGCAUCUGUAGGAUAGUUGAAGCCCUGCGCCCAGCACACCUCAUAAUACCCAUCUUGUUAACAUUAGCUUGAUUUACUAUGUCAUAUCUGGGCUCAGAAUCUUUUCCAGAAGUUUCUGCUUUGAUCCUUUCAUGUCUGAGGUGGGUGGGGAUGCUCUCCUCCUCCUAUGAGGAGGCCUUUGAGUGACCAGGGGUCAUCCAGCCGAUUCAACAGGAGCUUGAUUUUUCUUGGCACAAAGGUGUUUUUAUUUCUAAAAUGUGCAUCAUUUGUAGUAUGGUUUCAUCUUCCAGACUGAGCCCUUCCAGCUGAAGAAAUUGGAAAACCUUUGCUUCUCCCACAGUGGCUGUGAGAAGUCUCGGGCUUUACUGGGUGUCUUCUGGAAGCAAGGCAGAGUUUGCUUAUAAAGCUAAGACUUUAUUGAAUUUGCCCCAUGUAGUCAGAGGGGAGGAAAGCCGCCUUAACGUGCUGAGGGGUCUUCCUGCCUUUUGAAGAGUCCCCAAAGACCCCUUGCAGCUUCUCUAGCUGGACACAUACAGUUAUAGGGCAGGCAUGAGAGCGAGCCCAUCAGCCAGACUGGAGAGGAGCCUGACAUGGAUGUCUCACCCUUGCUGCCAGUAAAGUCAGGAUGGAGCUGAACUGUAGGCUCUUCUACAUCGCUUGCAACUGUGAGGUGGUUCUGCCUUCUGCCUGGUGAGUCCUGUUCCUGCUUUUUUUAAAUGGCACUUUAAACCUGGAGGAGCAGUAAUUCUUCUGGGGCUACUUACAAGGCGAUUACUUGAAACUCAACGUGUACUUGAAAGAGUCACUUAAAAGGCUGUGUUUUGCUGUAGCGGGAAAGUAGCAUAUUCACACAGCACGGCUCUGUAAAAUAGAGGGCUCAGUUUCUGUCCCUGUCGGGAUCAGAGAAGAAGCGUGUGUCUGUGAUUUGACACAGUGUUUGGAACUUAGAUGCUUGAGGCUGCCAUUUCUUGAAAUGUGCCGCUGUUUCCUGGGAGCUUUUCCUGGCUCCUUACCACAUUCGCUUCCCUUCGGUCCUGGGACUCCAGACAUCAGAAUGAAGCAGGUGUUUUCCAGGUUCAAAACUGAGGUUGGCCCAACAACCUCGAAUCACAUUCUUCCUAAAAUCAUGACUGGUCUGAUUUGUCACUUUCGUCAGGGACCUCUCCUGUGCUUGACCCUGCGUAUCCAUUCUCCAUAUCACCAGUAGCUGGACCUCAGUGCCCUAGCCUCUGGUCUCCCCCAGUCCCCAAGUCAGAAUGGUGCAGUUGAGGGAGCCCAGCAACUGGAGACACUGUCCCGUGGGUUAGGGUUCUCAUGGGAGCAGCCAUUUCUCAGGUCACAGUUGGACCUGGCACAUUUAACUAGAAGACUUGAGUGACCAUAGUACUCCAAAGAACCCUGUGCCCCUCUCAGAUCCAGCCCUCCCCUCACAGCCCUGCAUGCUUAGAGUAACUAGAGUACAUCAUGCAAUGAGAUGAUUGGGUUUGUGUGCUGAUGCUUUUUAGAGUUGGCCCAAGAGAACAAAUCCUCCCUUCCUGCUUAGGCCCCAAAUCAUGGUUUCAGAGUCUAGGAAAUGACCCAGGACACAAAUGGGUCCAGUGGUCAAGAGCAUGGGCUCUGGAGUUAGAGAAUCUGGAAUUAAAGACUUGUAUUCCUUUAUUCUAGUCUCAAGGCUCAGCGGGGUUUCCCUACGGAGGGAGGGCAGGGUGGGUAUUGGCCCUCCUAAAGAAAGGUGACUGUGGAGCCUGGGGUGCUGCAGUACACCUCAUUGGUCAUGUCAUCUAUCCGCAAAGAUAGUGCUGGGACACUGGGCCAGUAGGGGUCUGCUUGGAGCUGAAUGUCCUGGCUCCUGUCAUUGCUCAUCCCAAUGACUGCCACCACCUUAGAUACCAAUCAGCACCUGUUUGUCCUUACAAAACUCUUCUUGUUAUGGACACAUGCCUCCCCUCACUUCCAGCAGCAAUGGUAUCAAGACAUGCGCUUGCAGUGUUCAAGAAUUACAGUCAAGCCAGGUUGCUGACAUGCCUUUAGUCCCAGCACUUGGACACAGAGGCAGAUGGAUCUCUGUGAGUUCGAGGCCAGUCUAGUCUACAUAGCAAGCACCAGGACAGCUAGAACUACGUAGAGAAACCCUAUCGCAGGAAAAAAAAAAAAUAUUGGUCAGCUGCCCUCUUUUCAGAGCUUGCCUAAUGGAGUCCUCUAAGGAUCUUUAAAGUCCUUUACCAAGGUAGAACUUUUCUUUUUCACCAGAAUAUCAAAUUUUGUGGUCCAGAUUGACCAAAUCAACUAUGUGUUUUCUAUAUCUUCUGCUUCUUUAACUUGGAAACUGUUCCCCUGUGUCCAUGUGGUGAAGGCCAUGCCGACAGCCUGGAGGUUCUAGGCAGGUGUGCAGUGUGAGGCCUGAGCAGCCUGGGACCGUCUAGCCUCGUAGUAGGAAAUUAGCCGUUAAUCAGGCCCUAUAAAGGCCUGUAGGCUCCAGCCUGCUGGUAGGCAUAUAAAGGAGGUGUGUGCAUUCCAGGUUACACCAGUAAACAGUUUAGGUAGAAUUACAGAAUUGCAUUGCCUUGCUUAUUUAUUUUAUGUAAUAAUUUAUUAUUAUUAUUAUUAUUUUAAUGUUUUGAGACAAGGUCUUAAUGCCCUCUGCCUCUGCCUUCCAAGUGCUAGGAUUGUUCUUCUGUCAUCUUUAGACCCAUCAGGUAGAACAGCCUUGGGGUAACAGGGUGCCUUCUGCAGUACCGAGUAUUGUUUCUGCCAACUAUCCGGGGACCUGCUGCAGGCAGGACAGUUGGCAUGGUGCUCUGCCCUGCAUCCAGAGCUCUUGGCAGCCAGGGGCUUCUCUUCAGGACUGUUACUUAGUUUAAAAAAAAAAAAAGUCAUUCAGUGGGUUUUGUGAAGUAGUCCUGUGUACCUUCUAUAUUUUGCCUUAUUCUCUUGCCCUCCAUUCUGCUUGUCAUCACUUUGGUCCUUUGACUGUGGCCAUUGGCCACCAGCCACCAUGGCAGUCCCUUCAACCAGAGUGCUCAUGGUCCAACUUUCCAUAAUAGUCUUUUAUUUCCAGAGAUUUCUUCAAGCCAUAAUACCCACCAGAAGUGUGAUUUUCGGUUGCUACACAUUGUCUUUUAAGGUCUUUGCUGCCUACUCUGCCUUACACUGGGAAAUGACAGUCUUGCCUUCCAAGCUGGGCUGGCUGCCCAGGAAAGUGCUUGGUGAGCUCAGCCAGCUUCCCCUGGGAGCUGGCAUGGUUCUUUGUUAGCUCUUGUGAAACACUCCUGGGGACCCCAUUCUUGUGUUCCUAUUCUGUCUCUCCUCUGGUGAAAGCUUUCCAUAGAGCCCCUCAGCCAUUCACUUCAACCCUGUCUAGAAAUGGAAAGGAACCUUGUGGUCAUGAGGGAGCAGCCUCAUUGGCGAGAUCAGCCCCUAGUUCCCCUCCCCAUCCUCAGCGUGCCAAGCUGUCUUCAUAGCCCCUGGUGGCCACCCAGAUGCCGCUGGGAGGAUUCUGAGAACAGGGCCCUUCCCCCAGCCCUCCAGGAGGAAGAUGUUGGUUCUCUUUACCAGAGCAUUCUCAUUUGCACUCUCUGUUGUUUUUCAAACCUCCCACACUUCUCCCCACCUGGUUUCCUAGUUGCUUGAAUUGUGUCGCAAAGAAGAAAGGAAAGGAAGGCCAGCAAGAUGGUUUAACAGGAAAAGCCUGAUGACCUGAGUUUUAAUUCCCAGGAAUCAUGUGGUAGAAAGAGAGAACUGAUUCCCACAAGUUGUCCUCUGGCCUACAUACUCACAUAUACACAUCAGUAGGUAAAUGUAAAAAGAGAAUUAUGACAGGCAGUGGUGGCGUACACCUUUAAUCCCAGUAGUUGGAGACCAGAGGCAGGUGGAUCUCUGAGUUCGAGGCCAGCCUGGUAUACACAGUGAGUUCCAGGACAGCCAGGGCUACACAGAGAAACCCUGUCUCAGAAAAGAAGGAAAAUUAGAAAAAGGAAAGGAAGGAGAGAGCUGUAACUCUUGCUGCUCCCUGGACCACCAAGCCUGGGAGCAGCAGCCUAUGCAGAAGAUGUGCCUUCUUAGCCCCUGAUCAUGCCUUUGUGCUGGCACUUUCUGCCAGCCAGCCCUGGCAAGUGAGACAAACACCUGCCUGCCAGUCCCAGCAGCUUCCAGGUCAGCACCCUGCAUAGCCCAAACCCGUCUCCAGCCUCAAGCUACUGGAGAAAAGAACUCCUGUUCCACCUCCCAGCAGGAGCUCUCUCUGAGUCGGGCCAGCACCAGGCCACACAUACUACCUCAGCAUCUAACAUCUGUCACAGCGUUGUGUGGUCACAGAUUGUCCAUCAAGACGUGCUCAGAGCCUAGGUGGCCUCACACACCCUCGCUCUGUACUUGCCCCGCAAACACUAUGGGAUUCCUUCCUGCAUCCUAUGGCAUGCUCAGGUGAGCAAGCCAGACUUCCAUCUCCUCCUGUCUUAUUUAGCUCUAACUUAAAUACACCAUGAAUCCCAAACUGUGAGUAGAGUCAGAAAUGGGAAUAGCUUGCAAUGAGAAAGGGACCAGUUUUUCAUAUUUUCAUCACAAGGGUUUUUGCUUCAAGAGAAUCUCUAGAAAAUAUCUAUAUGAUGAUGAUGAUCAGGGUGAUGAGGAUUGUGGUGGUCACAAAUUGUAACCUAGAGUAACUCACUGGACUUGACUGCCAUCCCUGUGAAAACAGCAAUCAGCAGUGGAGAGCUAGAGAGAUGGCUCAGCAGUCAGGAGUGCUUACUGCUCUUGCAGAGGACCUGAGUCCACCAGCAUUCACAUGGAGGCUCACAGCUGCAUAUAAACUAUACCCUCUUCUGACGUCCUCAAGCACUCAGACACACAUAGCACACACAACGCAUAAAUAAAAGCAGAUAAAUAUAAGUAAUGUAGAAACGAACCCAGAGCAAAAGUAUCCUCAGACUUAAAGAUAACUAAGCCUUCACUCUAUCUGUCAUAUAACAGCUUCCUCUAGAUGGCACCUUAAAGUUCAGCUUUCUUAUUUGGAGGUCAUCUAAAUUUCAUGACCUGAAGAACUUUGUACUACCAAGUGGCCUUCAGUGGAGAAAAAUAGAAAAGAUAUCAGGUGUGGUGGCACACACAUCUAAUUCCAGCACUCAUGAGGCAGAGAGAGGCAUGCAGAUCUCUGAGUUCAGGCUAGCCUGGUCUACAGAGCAAGUUCCAGGAUAACCAAAGCUACACAGAGAAAUGCUGCCUGGGUAAAACAAACAAAAACUAACAACUAACUAAAUACAUAGAAAAGAAAGGAAAGCACAAGCUGUCUAGCAAAGCUUGCUUAAUUCGGUAACCAGUGACUUUUUCUGCCCGUGGGGUUUUUUUCAUUUUGAACCCACUCUGAACCCAGCUUCCGUUUGUAUUCUCCCUCCUGUAAAUUCCAUGUCAACAGCGGCAUGGACCACGUUGUCCCACUUGUAAAUUGUGACAGCCACAAACAAAGAUGGUGGCUUCAGUGGAAGUGCUGAGCAGACUUCUCAGUGGUCCCAUGGUUCAUGCCCCCAGGCCUAGGAGGCCCCAGCCUGCAGACAUUGCCCGACACUCACUCCUUGGCAGCUGCAGGCAUAGCCCCGGCAGAGCUGUCCGCAGCAAUCAGGCAUUUGUUUCCAUCUGUAAGUGAAGUCUGCCCACAACACAGUGAACAUGGCAGUUUGUUGGUAUCCUGUCACUAGCAUCUACUGCUGGGACAGAAAACUGUCAAAGAAACCCAUUGAAAAGAGAAUGUAGCCUGGCUGUGGUCCCGCACACCUUUAAUCCCUGCACUGGGGAGGCAGAGGUCGGUGGAUCUCUGAGAGUUCAAGACCAAUCUGGUCUACAGAGCUAGUUCCAGGAAAGUCAGGACAACACAGAGAAACCUUGUCUGGGGGUGGGUGUGGGGGGAUAAAUAAAAUCCAUCAUGUCAAGACAUAAAUCUGUCUCAUUAACAUAUCUGUAUUUCAUAGCAUGGUACCUAGGGAACAGCUUUUCAUUUAAAUCCUGCAGCUUUAGCAAUUGAGUGAGGUUCCCAGAUGGAGGACGCCUGGGCUGCACUCAUGAGGCUAACCUGAGUGGGGUCUGGCCGAACCGUCUGUGCACAGUGCUCCCGCCGAGAAACAGGCAUUUGCAAUGGGCACACACAAAUGGAGCAAAAGUCAUUGUCUGAAGAGUGUAAAAUAGUUGAGGGGCCACACUAUCCAAAUUCAGUAGAAAAGUAGAGAACUUGUGAAUUUCCUUGUGGUGUCCCUGUCUCCUGCUUUGUGGGCCAAAUGUAUCUGUUGGGUGGAGUAACUGGUUUUCUCUUCCUUUGCUGGUGUCCGUAGCAAAGUCAGAAAUCAUUUUUUUUUAUUUGUAACCUUUCUUACAAAGUUACUUUAUGGUUUACAAGCAACACUGAUGCAGAAGGAUACGUUAAUUUUCUUAAAUUAAGUAGCAGCACUUUGUUUACAGAGCUUGGAUCUUUUAGGUGAUCGUGGGGUUGUGUCCCUCAUCCCCAGCACUAGACCAGUGAGUGUCCUGCGGAAAUACCGCCACUGUCCUGUUCUCUCGUACCAAGGAUCAUUGAAAGUGUUUUAUCUUUUUUACGUAGUUUGUAUUGAUUGGAUUUUAUAAUGGUAAGAAAACAGAGUGUUGUAUUUUGAGCUGAAAUUUGUGUAUUGUCAAGUAAUUCUGUUUUGUGUAUUGGAAGUUCGUUUACAACUUGAACUAUUUUUUAGAAGAAUGCUGAACAAAAUGAAUUGUCUUCAAGCUGUUUCAUUAACCUAAUAAAAUUUGAU